AUUCGAUUCAUCUCGUUGGACCCGAGACGCAGCUGGCUUGGUGGCCCUCAAGCUGGAAGGUCGACAGUGUAUUUGGAAGGGAGCGCUUCAAGAGGAGGUCGCGUUCAUGAAAAAGGAUCUCGAAUUCGACCCUAUCGCUGAGGACGAUAACUUUCACCG
This is a messenger RNA of Perkinsus marinus ATCC 50983, 159 nucleotides long. RefSeq lists its product as hypothetical. The record is from RefSeq and is a predicted model, not a curated record. The annotation marks the transcript as partial. The transcript has a single exon. Lineage: Eukaryota; Perkinsozoa; Perkinsida; Perkinsidae.